AUGUCAAACUCUUCAUCCAUGCCUGCCCAAGCAAAAUCCCUAAAACAUGCUGGUGAAGAUAUUUGGAAGAAUCGAACAGAGAAAGUGAAUGCCGAACUCUUCACAUUGACCUAUGGUGCAAUAGUAUCACAGUUAUGUACCGAUUAUGAAAGAAAUUUCCAAAAGGUCAAUGAGCAACUGUAUAGUAUGGGUUACAACAUCGGUGUAAGGUUGAUUGAGGAUUUUCUCGCGAGGACUGCUCUACCCAGGUGCGAGAAUAUGGUAAGCACAAGUGAAGUGGUAAGCAAAUGUGCUUUCAAGAUUUUUCUAAAUAUUACACCACAGAUAACCAAUUGGUCCCAUGAAAAGGACGCUUUUUCAUUGAUUCUUGUCGAAAAUCCAUUGAGUGACUUUGUCGAAUUACCUAUGGACGCUAUGAAACAACUAUGGUAUUCCAAUAUAUUAUGCGGAGUCCUAAGAGGAGCUUUAGAGAUGGUACAGCUUGACUGUGAUGUAUGGUUCAUCUCCGAUGUCCUGAGAGGAGAUCCUCAAACGGAACUAAGGAUCAAAUUAAAUAAGGUAUUGAAAGAUGAGAUCCCUAUUGGAGAGGACUAA
This is a messenger RNA of Torulaspora delbrueckii, 594 nucleotides long. It is a transcript of the gene BET3, whose product is annotated as TRAPP complex core subunit BET3. Gene Ontology annotation, biological process: intra-Golgi vesicle-mediated transport; endoplasmic reticulum to Golgi vesicle-mediated transport. Gene Ontology annotation, cellular component: cis-Golgi network membrane; TRAPP complex; cytosol. The coding region runs from base 1 to 594 and encodes 197 amino acids. The transcript has a single exon. NCBI's taxonomy places the organism in Eukaryota, Fungi, Ascomycota, Saccharomycetes, Saccharomycetales, Saccharomycetaceae. The record is from RefSeq and is a predicted model, not a curated record.